AUGUCCUACUACCCUCCCCAAGGCGCACCUGGCCAAGGCGGCUAUUAUCCGCAGCCUCCUCCACAGGCUUACGGGGGAGGCCCUGGUUACAUGCCCCAGCAGCAGCCUCAGACAAUCAUUGUCCAACAAGAACCCCAGAAGAGCGACGACUCAAAUUGCUGCAUGGCCUGUCUAGCCGGCAUGUGUUGUUUCUGCUGCCUCGAAUCGAUAUGUGAUUGA
Desarmillaria tabescens is the source of this 219-nucleotide messenger RNA. RefSeq lists its product as uncharacterized. NCBI's taxonomy places the organism in Eukaryota, Fungi, Basidiomycota, Agaricomycetes, Agaricales, Physalacriaceae. The transcript is spliced from 5 exons. The record is from RefSeq and is a predicted model, not a curated record. The coding region runs from base 1 to 219 and encodes 72 amino acids.